CCCCGUUUAUUCCCCCCCUUCUGGCGUAACCUCCUUAUGUCAUGCACCAUGGCUUCAGAGUACCUAUCCAGGUUCCUCUUGUGAUUUUGACACCCGUUCCUUCGUUUCUACUACCUCGGAUAAGGCCUUACACUAUCUCAUUGUCCCGCACUUGCGUGCUAUCGGAUUUAGCUCAUCACUUCUGUGUUACGGUGUCUAGCAACAUAUAAAUGUUCCAAAUUGAGUCCGAGUUUGCUAAGGUACGGAUAGUCAAAAUAGCCAAGCCCUUACUCGUCUUUUGCAUGCCUCUAUGGACUUCGCGGCCGCACCCAUGGGCGGGCAUCUGUAGCUACGUAUUUAUUUUCAGUCAGAGAUUUGUUUCCAGGCUACGUCUCCCUCUCGCCUACUUUCUGGACUCAAAGCUGCAGAUUAUUGGCUAGGCUUACGAUUACGAUUGAUGUAAAGCAUGAGAUACUUCGAAGGACUUCAACGGUGCUCCAAUUGGGAAUUGGGGAAAUUAUCGUCAACCAAAGCCAGAAUGGAGAUUUCGACUGUCCUUUGGCAACUAGGUAUCGAUGGGUUUGCUUUGGUUCACGUCGCCUGCGACGAUGAGCUCGCACAGGGCCGCAACUUUGCCCCGGAAAUAGAUAAGCUGCUGUCCUCUCCACUCGGUCGUCAUGUAGGAAAGAUUGUUGUCUAUCUGCAAAGCUUGGCCGAAUGUUGUAGAUACAGUAUCUCUUCAAGUCAUCUGCAAGCUGCGGUCGAGAUUUCUCCCAAAGCUCGUGCGAGAUGCUCCUUCGCCACAUUGACCGUCAAGCUACAUGAUUUGUUCAAUCGCUACACAGUCCAAACGGAAGGCUACUCACACGACUCUUGGGUCUUUGAGGUCGAAGUCGGAAACCCGGAAGAAUCUGCAGUCGGCGAGAACCGAGAAGUUCGGAUUCUGGUGUCGUUUUGCCUCCCUCUAUCGAAUUGGAGAUUCCCGACUUUCGAAAUCGGUCCCGGCUCUUUGAGUGUCAAACCGUCACAAUUCUCAUUCUUUGAACAAAACGAACCGGCAGUGACGUCUGCUUGUCGAGCACCUCUCAACAUACAAGAGGUGGUCGGACAGUUCGAACAGCCUAAAACUCGAUCUCAAACGACAGACUCGACAAAUUGA
Messenger RNA from Colletotrichum acutatum, 1138 nucleotides. RefSeq lists its product as uncharacterized. The transcript is spliced from 5 exons. Lineage: Eukaryota; Fungi; Ascomycota; Sordariomycetes; Glomerellales; Glomerellaceae. The record is from RefSeq and is a predicted model, not a curated record. Bases 446 to 1138 code for a protein of 230 amino acids.